Molecule: messenger RNA, 1568 nt
Organism: Nicotiana tabacum (common tobacco)
Lineage: Eukaryota; Viridiplantae; Streptophyta; Magnoliopsida; Solanales; Solanaceae
Source: RefSeq, a predicted model, not a curated record
GAGGUGUAUACAUAUUUGCCAACAUUAAACAUAAAAUAUACUCCCUAUAGUUUCCUUCUCAAAAGAGACUCCCCUGCUGCGCUGCGCCACCCUCCGCCGCCGCCACCAGUGCCGUUCACUGUCAAUCUCUCUCCGUCGAAGUGCCGCUGCGCAGAGAUUCUAUUUCUGGCAUCACCGACUUGCUGACUCCGUAAUUGAAGUGUUCAUAAUUCUUGUAAAUUGUGAUGGAUAUAUUUCUCAAGAAGUUGGAUCAUUCUCAACCAAGUUCUAGUUCUAGUUGUCCAUCCCUGAGUCCGACGAUAGCUCCAGAAAUUCGUAUGAAUGCCAAUCUUUCCCAUCUUAUAGAUGAACUCAAUUUGGAGUCACUUAAAGAUGAUCCAGGAGAGAGAAUGCCCCUCGUUAACUAUAGCCCUCGAAUACGAGAAGAAGUGAGAAAACACUACAUUCAUAAAGGUCCUUGUCAACCUUCCAAGCAUCAAUUUCCUAAAACUAAAAUUGGGAAUAAAAUGCGUCAAUUUAAUUCAAGUUGGUUCGAAGGUCCAUUUUCUGGAUGGUUGGAGUAUAGUGUGAAGAAAGAUGCUGCAUAUUGUCUAUGUUGUUAUUUGUUCAAACAUGAGUUCAUUCAUGGAAGUGCGGGUGAAGUUUUUUCAAAAAUUGGUUUUAGGACUUGGAAUAAGGCUCUUGAAAGAUUGCGUUUGCAUGCUGGUGAGGCUAAUAGUGUCCAUCAUAAAUGUUUCAAUAAGAUGCUAGGUUUGUCAAAUCAUCAUCAAUCAAUCCAAGCUGCUUUUGACAAGCAAUCCGAGAAGUUAAAAAGUGAGCAACGAAUGCGUUCGGAAGCCUCAGUUGAUGUUGCAAAACUUCUCUUGCAUUAUGGAUUGCCGCUCUUCCACACUCUCCAGCACCUCAUGGAUUCCGCCUGUGACGACUCGGACAAGUCCAUCAAUGCCCCAGCAAGAGACUGUGCAUGUGACGCUAAGGCCAUGGCUGCAACACCAGCGGACAUGAAAGAGUACCCAAAUUCCUAUGUUUUAAUUGUGGAUACGCCCGGGUUGAAAUCUGGAGAUAUAAAGGUGCAGGUGGAAGAUGACAAUGUGCUGCUGAUAAGUGGAGAAAGGAAGAGGGAAGAAGAGAAAGAAGGGGGAAAGUAUAUUAAAAUGGAGAGAAGGGUUGGGAAGUUCAUGAGGAAGUUUACACUGCCAGAGAAUAUUAAUACUGAUGCAAUUUCUGCUGUUUGUCAAGAUGGGAUUCUGACUGUGACUGUUGAGAAGUUGCUUACUCCUCGGCUAAAGAAACGCAAAACUAUUGAAGUUAAAUUUGCAUGACAUGGAAUGGAUAGUCUGUUUCCUUGACAUGGGAAUUGAGAGUGCGUCUGUUUUGAUGACUGAUGGUAUCAUACAAUGAAAAUAGUUUAGAUCCGGGACUAGGAACGCUAGUCUUUUACUCUUUUUCUCAUUUGUAGCUAUGGUUUCCAUGUUUUCUGAAGUCAAUGCAACAUGAGUAACUAUAUGUUGCUUGUAACAGGCAUGAUAUCAGUUGUUUUUGUUAAUACAGUGAAACGCUUCUAUCUC